AUUGCACCAACACAGGUCGACGUGUCAGGAAACACUCGGGAGAAGUAAAUGGGCUAAAGAAGCAGUUGGGAGACCAGUCUGCGAAAAAUAAGAGUUUUAUAUGUUCAGCGUGAAUUUGAUACAUUCAUAUAUAGUUAUCAUUGCUUUCCUGUGAUGUUGACCAAAUUUGAGACGAAGUCGGCCCGUGUGAAAGGGCUGAGUUUCCACCCUAAACGGCCCUGGAUCCUUGCUAGUCUUCACAAUGGAGUCAUACAGUUGUGGGACUAUCGGAUGUGCACACUGAUUGACAAGUUCGAUGAGCAUGAUGGACCUGUCAGGGGAAUUGAUUUCCACAAGCAACAGCCUCUGUUUGUGUCUGGAGGAGAUGACUACAAAAUCAAGGUGUGGAACUACAAGCUGCGGCGUUGCCUCUUCACUCUUCUUGGACAUCUGGACUACAUCCGCACCACCUUCUUCCAUCAUGAGUAUCCAUGGAUUUUGAGUGCCUCAGAUGACCAGACCAUCCGUAUCUGGAACUGGCAGUCCAGGACCUGUGUCUGUGUACUGACAGGGCAUAAUCACUAUGUGAUGUGUGCUCAGUUCCACCCCUCUGAGGACCUAGUGGUGUCGGCCAGCCUGGACCAGACCGUGCGUGUGUGGGAUAUCUCCGGUCUGAGGAAGAAGAACCUCUCUCCCGGUGCCGUGGAAACUGAUGUGCGAGGCAUCUCUGGUGUCGAUCUGUUCGGAGCAUCCGAUGCCGUUGUCAAACACGUGCUCGAGGGUCACGAUCGUGGGGUCAACUGGGCCGCCUUCCAUCCCACCAUGCCCCUCAUCGUCUCAGGGGCUGACGACCGGCAGGUCAAGAUCUGGAGGAUGAACGAGUCCAAGGCAUGGGAACUGGACACCUGCAGGGGCCACUACAACAAUGUGUCCUGUGCUGUCUUCCACCCCCGCCAGGAGCUCAUCCUGUCCAACUCUGAGGACAAGAGUAUCCGUGUGUGGGACAUGUCCAAAAGGACCGGUGUCCAGACCUUCCGCAGGGACCACGACCGUUUCUGGGUGCUGGGGGCUCACCCCAACCUCAAUCUAUUUGCUGCUGGUCAUGACAGUGGUAUGCUGGUGUUUAAGCUGGAGCGUGAGCGUCCGGCCUAUGCUGUAUACGGCAACAUGCUCUACUAUGUCAAGGACCGCUUCCUGCGCCAGCUCGACUUCAACAGCAGCAAGGACACCGCUGUCAUGCAGCUGCGCAGUGGGUCAAAGUUCCCAGUGUUCAGCAUGUCUUACAACCCUGCAGAGAAUGCUGUCCUGCUCUGCACUAGGGCAACCAACCUGGAGAACAGCACCUAUGACCUGUAUGCCAUUCCCAAAGAGAGCGACUCUCAGAACCCAGAUGCUCCUGAGGGGAAGAGGUCCUCUGGUCUGACCGCAGUCUGGGUCGCAAGGAACAGGUUUGCUGUUCUGGACCGCAUGCAUUCUCUGCUGAUCAAGAACCUGAAGAAUGAGAUUGUGAAGAAGGUGCAGGUGCCCAGCUGUGAGGAGAUCUUUUACGCCGGGACAGGCUCCCUGCUGCUGCGUGACGCAGAUGGGGUCACCCUCUUCGACGUGCAGCAGAAGCGCUCGCUGGCCACCGUGAAGAUCGCCAAGGUCAAGUAUGUGGUGUGGAGUGCUGAUACCAGCCACGUGGCCCUGCUGGCUAAACACGGUACGUACUGUACACACUCUAAACACACUCAGAUCUAUAUCAGGAUUACACUCUUAUCUGUCCUCUACUUUCUCUACAGCUUGGCUGUCAAGGUUUUGGGCCCUCUUGCUGUUUUUAAACAUCACGAUUCACUCUCUAUAGCUGUUGUCAACUAUCCUAUAUUUACACCCUUUUUAGCUUUUCCCUCGCUCUCUAGUACCCCAGAUUUACCUGCUAUUAAAUCUGUUGAUAAAGCUCUGCUUUCCUCUGCAGCCAUUAUGAUCUGCAACAGGAAGCUGGAGAGUCUGUGCAACAUCCAUGAGAACAUCCGUGUGAAGAGUGGAGCCUGGGACGAGAGUGGUGUUUUCAUUUACACCACAUCUAACCACAUCAAAUACGCCCUCACCUCAGGUGAUCAUGGUAUCAUCCGGACUCUGGACCUGCCCAUCUACGUGACCCGGGUCAGAGGCAACAGCGUCUACUGUCUUGACCGUGAGUGCAGGCCCCGUGUGCUGACCAUCGACCCCACAGAGUACCGCUUCAAACUGGCCCUGGUCAACCGCAAAUAUGAAGAGGUUCUGCACAUGGUGCGUAACGCCAAGCUGGUUGGCCAGUCCAUCAUCUCCUACCUGCAGAAGAAGGGUUACCCUGAGGUAGCCCUGCACUUUGUCAAGGAUGAGAAGACCCGCUUCAGUCUGGCUCUGGAGUGUGGCAACAUUGAAGUGGCGUUGGAGGCUGCCAAGGCUCUGGAUGAGAGAGGCUGCUGGGAGCGGCUGGGCGAGGCUGCGCUGCUGCAGGGUCACCACCAGGUUGUGGAGAUGUGCUACCAGAGGACCAAGAACUUCGACAAGCUCACCUUCCUCUACCUCAUCACUGGUAACCUUGCCAAGCUCCGCAAGAUGAUGAAGAUCGCUGAGAUCAGGAAGGACAUGAGUGGACACUACCAGGGUGCUCUGUAUCUGGGGGACGUCAGCGAGAGAGUUCGCAUCCUGAAGAACUGUGGCCAGAAGUCACUGGCAUAUCUGACUGCUGCUACCCACGGGAUGGACGAAGAGGCAGAAGCCCUGAAAGAGACAUUUGACCUGGAGAAGGAGACUGUCCCUGAGGUGGACCUCAAUGCCCAGCUGCUGCAGCCACCACCUCCUAUCAACCCCCUGGAUACCAACUGGCCCCUGCUUACUGUGUCCAAGGGCUUCUUCGAGGGAGCCAUUGCAGCCAAAGGGAAGGCUGGUCAGAUGGCUGCAGACAUGGAUGUUGAUACCCCAGGAGGAGAGGGCUGGGGAGAGGACGCAGAGCUUCAGCUGGAUGAGGAUGGCUUCAUGGAUGCCCAGGAUGGAUUAGGAGAGGAAGGAGGUGCAGCGAAGGAGGAAGGAGGAGGUUGGGAGGUGGAGGAAGAUCUGGACCUUCCUCCAGAGCUGGAGUUGUCAGCUGGCGCUGGAGGAGGGGCUGAAGAUGGUUUCUUUGUCCCGCCCACUAAGGGCAUGAGCCCCACCCAGCUGUGGUGCAACAACUCCCAGCUCCCUGUGGACCAUGUUCUGGCUGGCUCAUUUGAGACCGCCAUGAGGUUGCUCCAUGACCAGGUUGGGGUGGUGCAGUUUGGGCCCUAUAAGCAGCUGUUCAUGCAGACUCUGUCCCGCGGGCGGACCUGCUACCUGGGCCUGCCUUCUCUACCCUGCCUGCGUGGUAACCCCCAGAGGAACUGGAAGGACUGUGGGACCAAGCAAGGGCUGCCUGCCGUGGGUCUUCGUCUUUCUGACCUCAUCGCCCGCCUGCAGCAGUGCUACCAGCUCACCACUGCCGGCCGCUUCGAGGAGGCUGUUGAACGCUUCCGCGCCAUCCUGCUGUCUGUGCCACUGCUGGUGGUCGACAACAAGCAGGAGAUCGCAGAGGCUCAGCAGCUGAUCACAAUCUGCAGAGAAUACAUUGUUGGCCUCACCAUGGAAACAGAAAGGAAGAAGUUGCCUAAAGACACAUUGGACCAGCAGAAGAGGCUGUGUGAGAUGGCAGCUUACUUCACCCACUGCAGUCUCCAGCCAGUCCACAUGGUCCUGGUCUUACGUACGGCACUAAAUCUGUUCUUCAAACUGAAGAACUUCAAGACAGCUGCCAGUUUUGCCCGUCGCCUGCUUGAACUAGGACCCAAACCAGAGGUGGCACAGCAGACACGUAAGAUCUUGGCAGCAUGCGAGAAGACACUGACAGAUGCUCACCAGCUGAACUACGACCCCCACAAUCCAUUUGACCUGUGCGCUGCCUCCUACACGCCCCUAUACCGUGGACGCCCCGUGGAGAAGUGCCCUCUGUCUGGGGCCUGCUACUGCCCCCCCUACAAAGGCCAGGUCUGCAGGGUCACACAGGUGACGGAGAUCGGAAAAGAUGUGAUUGGUCUGCGUGUCAGCCCCCUGCAGUUCCGUUAGAGGACACGAAGAGAACCAGGGAAGAACGGCAUUGAUCAGAGAAACACAUCCACACUUUAUUCUAUAUAUACAGUUUUUCUCACCAGGGUUGGAGAGAACAAAACAUGCUUGAUAGGAUGACGUGAUUUAUUGGUGAGAGAAUUCUUUAUAUUAAGCAUUUACAUUUUUCAGACUGUCUGCUUCACUUUUCCUGUAAUGCUGUACUUGUGAGUGCCAUGUAAUCUCUGCUCCAAUGAUUGAGAAUUGUGGUUUUAUUAGAACCCUACUAGCCAUCCCUGUUGGUCUCUUUCUGACUUGUAUACACCAUCAAAUGUAAAUCACUGCUUUGUGUAACUCGUUAAAUAAAAUUGUUGUGUGCACCAUU
This is a messenger RNA of Salmo salar (Atlantic salmon), 4441 nucleotides long. RefSeq names its product coatomer protein complex, subunit alpha (gene copa). Gene Ontology annotation, biological process: intracellular protein transport; retrograde vesicle-mediated transport, Golgi to endoplasmic reticulum; endoplasmic reticulum to Golgi vesicle-mediated transport. Lineage: Eukaryota; Metazoa; Chordata; Actinopteri; Salmoniformes; Salmonidae. Gene Ontology annotation, molecular function: protein binding; structural molecule activity. Gene Ontology annotation, cellular component: COPI vesicle coat. The record is from RefSeq and is marked provisional.